UCCGGUCACCGCACCCGGAACGAAAAGGAAAGGGCCGGUGCAGCCGCUCCGUCUUCCGUUCCGGUCCGGCUUGUCCCGGGUUGCCAUGGAGACCUCACCCCCCCCUCACCCCAGGCCCGGAUGGCGCUGGUGAUCAGGAACACGCAGAGAGCGGUGCCGCUCCGCCGGGCCCGGCUCGGCCGAGACGUUCAGGCCCUCCGCCGCCUGUUGGGCCUCGGACGGUUCGACCUGGGCCUCGUCUGCGUGGACGACCAGCGGAUGCGGGCCUUGAACGGGCGGUACCGAGGGCAGGAGGCGGCCACCGAUGUGCUGUCCUUCCCUUUCCAUGAGGAUCUGCGAGCAGGGGAUAUUCCCAAACCCCUACACCGUGAUGAUUAUAACUUGGGAGACAUCUUUCUUGGAGUGGAAUAUAUCUACAGAGAAAGCCAAGCACACAGACAAGACUUCUACAAUGUACUAACGGUGACUACAUUACAUGGAAUUUGCCAUCUACUAGGCUAUAGACAUAGCACAGAAGCUGAAUGGAAACAGAUGUUGCAAAAAGAGUCCAACACCCUCCAACUGUUUAAUCGUUUCACUGGAGCCAGAUUGCAGCCACUAAUGUUGAACACCACCUGAAUGCAGAUGUGGCUGAGAGCCGCUUGGAAUCAUUUUGUUCAAUUUUUCUAUUGUGAAUUAUGGUGUAGCACAGAUUCUACCAGCAGAAUAAAGGCGAUGCCCCACUGGACGAUGAAGAUUAUUUAAUUGCACAGUAUCAAUAAAGUCACUCAUUUUCAGAA
Hemiscyllium ocellatum (epaulette shark) is the source of this 779-nucleotide messenger RNA. Its product is annotated as endoribonuclease YbeY-like. NCBI's taxonomy places the organism in Eukaryota, Metazoa, Chordata, Chondrichthyes, Orectolobiformes, Hemiscylliidae. The record is from RefSeq and is a predicted model, not a curated record. Bases 121 to 618 code for a protein of 165 amino acids. Gene Ontology annotation, biological process: rRNA processing. The transcript is spliced from 4 exons. Gene Ontology annotation, molecular function: metalloendopeptidase activity.